AUGCCCCUCGAUUCCAUUUCCACUUACUCACAGACCCUCCUGCGCCAGGAUGGCCGACGGUGGAACGAACUGCGCAGGAUCACUGCCUCAAUAUCCACGCAAACGGCAAGUGAUGGCAGUAGUUUACUGACGAUGGGGAACACCGUGGUAGUUUGUACAGUGACUGGGCCAAGAGAAGGUCGAGGACGAGAUAAUGCCAAUGCCACAGUUGAGACCGAAAUCAAUCUCGCUCCCUUUGCACAAAUGGAUCGGAGAAGACGAAAUAGAAACGACAAGCGGACUCAAGAACUCCAGACCACAAUUUCCCAGGCAUUCCAGAGCCACCUGUUCAAUCACCUCUAUCCUCGUUCUACGAUUUCCAUAUCCCUCCAUGUUCUGAGUUUGGAUGGUGCUCUCCUUGCGGCAUGCCUCAACGCUGCGAGCCUGGCCUUGGUUGAUGCCGGCAUUCCUAUGCCUUCUAUUCUUGCCGCUAUCUCCAGUGGAAGCAUAACUCCAGCAGACGAUUACUCGUCAAGACCGGAACCUAUUCUGGAUCUCAACAUUGCCGAAGAGCAAGAAUUGCCCUUCCUAUCACUAGCAACCGUUGCAGGCAGGCAGGGUGAGGAAGACAAGGUCUCGGUCCUAAUAAUGGAAUCAAGAAUAUCUAUCGGUGGGCCAAACAACAAGAUGGAGAGCAUGCUGGCAACUGGAGUCGAUGGUUGCACCCAGGUCAGGAAGAAAAUGGAGGAUGUAAUUAGGAAACAUGGCGCUAAGAUCAUGCAAUCACGGAGGUGA
Molecule: messenger RNA, 774 nt
Organism: Exophiala aquamarina CBS 119918
Lineage: Eukaryota; Fungi; Ascomycota; Eurotiomycetes; Chaetothyriales; Herpotrichiellaceae
Exons: 2
Coding region: 1-774 (257 amino acids)
Biological process (GO): rRNA catabolic process; U4 snRNA 3'-end processing; nuclear mRNA surveillance
Cellular component (GO): nuclear exosome (RNase complex); nucleolus; cytoplasmic exosome (RNase complex)
Source: RefSeq, a predicted model, not a curated record